Messenger RNA from Cuscuta campestris, 1684 nucleotides. The record is from the annotation of a GenBank genome assembly. NCBI's taxonomy places the organism in Eukaryota, Viridiplantae, Streptophyta, Magnoliopsida, Solanales, Convolvulaceae.
CUUGAUAAUGACCAAAAGUCCUACAUUGGGAAAUAAAAACAUAUGGUCCUAUGUCAUUAUGUUUUAGUCUAGGUAAAUUUCUCUUAUUUUCUCCGUCCCUUUCUUUUACCGAUUCAGGGUUUGUUCUCGGCCGGCGACCCUCUUAUUUGAAAACAAAGCGGCGGUAACAAUUGAGAGGAGAUCGAUCGAUGGAGGUACAAGGAGCCGCCGUAGAUCCGAUGGCUACAGAGGGACAUGCCACCACCCCCUCCACAGCCCAAGAAGAUCUGGUCAUUCGUCGGAAGCCCCGCAGACGUUUUCCGAUUCUUAGUCUUCGUGGGCUUGAAUCGUCGGUAGACAAGAAGUACCUGAUGCAGAUCUUGGAUGAAAAAGUUCCUGAACAGGUGUUUGCGCUCCAGGUGGUAGGAGGAGAAGAUGAUAAGCGCUUCGCCUUUAUCCAAUUUUAUGACCUGGAGUCUGCUCAACUUGUUUUGGAAAAUGGUCAUUGGAUGCCCACCCAUGAUGUCUUGGCUUUGUUCAGACCUUGUCCGGACGAAGAAGGUUGCCACCGUGACAAGCGUCCCAAGAAUCACCGCCACCACCACCACCAACUUCUCCUCCUCCCAGAUGUUCAUAUUUCAGACACCCUUCGUUUGAACAAGUGGGGGAGCAUUGCGACUGUGGAGCGCAUAACCGUGAAGCAUAUCAAACACGGCGGCACUUGUGCUAAAAUCUACGGGAAUGUGAUUGCUUUUGACGAUAACAACCAGCAGGUGUUGUUUCGCCGCAAACCAUGCGAAAGCGAUGCGAAAACAAUAGGAGAUGAUUUAGAACUCAAAGGCCCUCAUUUUUCUGGUCUUGAUCCAAGCCCUUGGGGCAGCAUUGGGAUCAACCUCUUUGAGGACCGUGGUGAUGGCCAAGAGAGAGUUUUUGCCAGAGGCCUUAUCGGCCUUGAGGAAGGUGGUUAUUUCAAAGUGGACGUGGAAGGUGAUGGCGGAGUUGUGAGUGUUGUUUAUGCCUCAGUGCAGUAUGCCGUUUGGGCUCAGGUUUGCGUUGGCGGGCUUCAGAACUUGCGCGUGUGUGGGUGCAUCAAAGCCCGGAGGGAAAUCGAGGGGGUACAGAGUGAAUUCUUAAUGUUUGCCAAAUCUUCGGACAACUGCGUCUACGUGGGCCCCGAUGGUGUUUUUCGCCUGGAUCGUUCGGUUGUGGUUGCAUCCAAAAGGGCUGGGUUAACCAUCUCCGUCUCUUUGGAUUUGUGCCAUGGCGAUGAUGAUGAGAGGACAUGGUGUGUUGUGCAAAAAGAUCUAGUCUUUGAUGCAGUGUUUAAGAAGGAAGCCCAGAGCAUUCACGGUGUAUUUGGUGGCAAAGUCACCGUGUCCCUCGCUUACAAUGAUACGCCCGACCUUCAUUGCACUGAUUUUGACCCGUAUGAUGACGACGAAGAUGAGUGGGGUGUGGGUGGUCAACUGUAUGACGACACGAUGGAGGUUAUCCAGAAACACAUGUCCUUGCUCAAAUCGUGUUCCCGCUAGAAUCUUGUAGAAGCUGGUGAAGACAUACCUUUAGAAGACUAAUUAAAAGAUAUAGAGAUGUGAAAUUCUAAACAUUCUAUUUAAAAGGGAGUUUUUGGCAUUCUUCUUGACCAUUCAUGGUCGUCUUAAAGUAUACAUCUUGGAGUCCUAGCAAAUAAGAACCUGGAGUUCUC